AUGCCCCUGCAGGAAAGGGCAAUCGCUUACUUUUUGUAUCAUUAUGAUCUUGAAUCGCCUAGCCAGAACAAAAUCGGCGAUAUGGGUUUUGUUAUCCUAUCGAAGAGCGACAAGGAAUGGGAGCAUUACCGACUGGCAUUUGAAGCUUGCGCUAUGGCGUCGUUCAUCAAUGAGACCGGCGGUCAGCUUGAAUACAAAAGCUUGACUAUUGAGACAUACAAUAAAGCGCUGAUGGCGAUGCAUAGCGCACUUCAAGAUCCAGGUGUCGUUUGUGAGGAUGCAACCUUGGCUGCAGUUUUACUUCUAGCGCUGUUCGAAUGCUUAAAUCCUACGACUGGGGAGCAAGAAAGCUGGCGCAAUCACGUACAGGGUGCUAUUGAGUUAGCCCGAGGACGCGGUCGGAAGCAGAUUGACACCCGAAUUGGACAAAUGCUAUUCAGGGCAACCCGCACUUUAAUGGUAAUAUAUAGUCUCGCAACACUAGAAGACGAAAAGGAGAAAGAGCUCUGGUGGUCCGGAGACGAUGAAUGCACUUCGACCCAAAAGCUUUGCGUUGGAGUGGCUUCGCUUAGCGCAAAGGCUACGGUCCUUCUUGGUCCGUCCGGACAUAAAGAGGAAGUCGAAGUCGAAGUCAUGCUUAAGCGGUGUCAAGCUCAUGAUCGAGCUUGCAAAGCCAGGUGGGAGGAGUUGUCAAAGAGUACACAGGGCAUUAGCUCUGACAACACGGACCCCUGGCUGCUGAUGCUUCUGAAUAUGCUGACAUGUGCACGAAUCCUCCUGAACUCAAUCAUUAUGAGAUGCGCGACCUGGACUUACAAGGUCCCCAAUUAUCAAACCUCUGAAGAGUAUGAUGGCGCCUGUUCUGCUCUGGCGGAAAUUAUUCUUCACAGUGCCAAGGUCAACGAACAGCAACUCUGCUGGGCCGAAGAAGCGCAGUCCUCGUUUGCGGAACUCGACGUUCAAUUACAGCCUGGGCGGGAUUCGAGCAGAUGCGCCAUCAACAAGUGGAUAGAAGAUAAUAGGAGCCUCUGGGAAGAGAAGCCGCUGGUAGGGCUACAGCCGUUAGCUGUUAUCUGGUCUUUAGAAUGCCUCAACGACGACCAGAAAAUCGCCAUCGAUACCCAAUUACGACGCAUCGUUGGUUUCUUUCCGAACCCGCAACGGAUACUCCCGAGGCUGGUUCGCGAGAUUCUUCCCCAGCUUCCACGGGACGCUUUCGGUACACGCAACAGGAUGAUGACACUUUACUUGAACUUUCGAACGAAGGCAUCCCGUGGCGUGAAAUCCGAGACCGCUUUCCCAAACGCCCUGACAGUUCUUUAA
Molecule: messenger RNA, 1323 nt
Organism: Metarhizium brunneum ARSEF 3297
Lineage: Eukaryota; Fungi; Ascomycota; Sordariomycetes; Hypocreales; Clavicipitaceae
Source: RefSeq, a predicted model, not a curated record